AUGACCCCAAAUUUAGCUUUCAAUAUUUGUAUGAUUGUAAUAUGGGGUAUUCUUUUAGCAUGUCAAAUAGUUCAAGUCAUAUAUAAACAAUAUUGGUUCUCUACUGCUUUCAUCUGUACAGGGAUCCUGGAAGUAUUAGGUUAUAUUGGUAGAACAUGGUCGCAUUCAGAUACUUCGUUAAUGGACCCUUUCUUAUUAAAUAUGAUUUGUUUGACUAUCGCUCCCGUAUUCACAAUGGGUGGUAUCUACUAUCAACUCGCUAAACUAUUAGAAGUCUACGGCGCAAAAUUCGGUCAAUGGCCUCCAAUUAUUUAUUCUUAUGUAUUUAUUGCAUCUGAUAUUGUGUCAUUAGCUAUUCAAGCAGCUGGUGGUGGUACUGCAGGUAUGGCCGUCGCUGAUAAAAAAGGUACUAAAGAAGGUACUCAUAUCUUUGUUGCAGGUCUGGCGUUACAAGUGUUCUCAAUGUUAGUAUUCAUGUUUCUAUGGUUCCAUUUCUUAUACCAAAUCUUCAUUAAGACAAGAAUACAACAUGCCAAAGUUUCAAAAUUCUCAUGGUCUCUAUUAAAGAUUCCAUCUGAAGAAAUCGAUUAUCUAUAUAAACCAAAAUAUAGAAACAUGAGAGUCCCAAGCAGAAUCCCUUUCAAAUAUUUCACUCUGGCAAUGACAGGGGCCGUGUUGACUAUUUUCACUCGUUGUGUCUAUCGUCUUGCGGAAUUGGCAGAAGGUUGGGAAGGUAACUUGAUUACUCACGAAUGGUACUUCAUCAUCUUAGAUGCGGUGAUGAUGUCGAUCGCUACAAUUUGUAUGACGGUGUUUCAUCCUGGGAUGGCAUUUGAGGGACGUACCCAGUCUAUACCAAUUGCUAAGACCCAUAAAUUCAGGAAAUCAAAAAAGAAAUCUUCAGAGACCGCAUUUGAUCAUGAUAUUGAGGCUGGCGAUUUGAAUACAAAUGGUGGUAGUGACUUGGCCGAUUUGGUUGGAGGUCAGGAUGAUGACGAUUUGGACAAUUCCUCUUGGAAUAAUACAGAUAGUAAUGAAAAAACAGAUACUAAUUAUGCUAUCCCGAUUGUCGAAGAUAAUAAAACCGCUGUAUCUGAUGGUUCCAACAAUGUUUCAAACAAUAAACAAUCUGGUUUGAAAUCAAAACUAUGGCCUUUCAAUAAAUAA
Molecule: messenger RNA, 1167 nt
Organism: Maudiozyma barnettii
Lineage: Eukaryota; Fungi; Ascomycota; Saccharomycetes; Saccharomycetales; Saccharomycetaceae
Gene: RSB1
Product: phospholipid-translocating ATPase RSB1
Exons: 1
Coding region: 1-1167 (388 amino acids)
Cellular component (GO): fungal-type vacuole; plasma membrane
Source: RefSeq, a predicted model, not a curated record